AUGUCCUUGAAAGAGAGCAUCGACAAGGCCACGUCGGCCGAGCUGACCGAGGACGAUUUCGCGCUGCUGCUGGACGUCGUCGACAUCGUCAAGAGCGACGCCGACACCAACAUCGAGGAGGCGGUCAACAUCAUCAGGACCAAGCUGGAGUCCAACAACGCCAACGUCAUUCUGCGCAGUGUGUCGCUGUUGGACUUUUUGGCCGAGAAUUGCGGCGCCAUGAUGCGCGGCCAGAUCGCCAAGCGGUCGUUUGUCAACAAUUACCUUGUCAAGCUGGUGAACGACCCGAAAAUGCACAAUUCUAUCAAAUACGCUGUCAUCAAGGAGAUCUACAAGCUGAGCAAGAGUUUCAAGGGCGACGAGUCGCUGCGUGCGAUGGAGGACAGUUUCAAGGAGCUGCAGAAGAAGUAUUUGUACUUGUGCCAGCAGGCUGUCUCUGAGGUCGACGGCACUCCGAAACCUGCUGGUGGCGAUGAGGACGAGGAGCUCAGAAAGGCGAUCGAGAUGUCGCUGCGAGAGACGGGCCCGCCGUUCGGCGAGCGCCCAGGCACGUCUGUGGCUGAGCAGCCGCUGAACGUGCCUGCUGCUGCGCCAGAGUACGCCCAAACUCCGGCCCCAGCCCCAGCCCCGGCCGCUGUUCCUGCCCCAGAAAAAGUGCGUGCUCUGUAUGAUCUGCAAUCGAACGACGACGACACGCUGUCGUUCAAGAAAGACGACAUCAUCGUGGUUGUCGAGAAGGUGAACGACGACUGGAUCCGAGGCUCGCGAGCUGGCCGAGCUGAUCACGCUGCUGGACAACUCUUUCAACGUGGAGGUGCUGCUGUCGAAACUGAUCGAUCUCAAAACCCGGGUGGCUUCGCAGCCGAUCUCCAGCCAGGAGUUCGAGAGCAUACUGAUCAGAGACCAGAUCCCGGGCAAGCUCGACCAGCUCACCCAGACAAGGGAAACGCUGCGCCAGAUAUUGGAUCUGUACAAGCUGAAGGUGCUGGAGCUGCAAAGUAUGCAGAAAAACGUGGACACGAGCGUCGAGCUGUACCACCAGCUGCUGAGAGAGGCGAAAAAUAG
This is a messenger RNA of Ogataea angusta, 1065 nucleotides long. RefSeq lists its product as uncharacterized. The record is from RefSeq and is a predicted model, not a curated record. Gene Ontology annotation, biological process: protein transport to vacuole involved in ubiquitin-dependent protein catabolic process via the multivesicular body sorting pathway. Lineage: Eukaryota; Fungi; Ascomycota; Pichiomycetes; Pichiales; Pichiaceae. Gene Ontology annotation, molecular function: ubiquitin binding; phosphatidylinositol binding. Bases 1 to 1065 code for a protein of 354 amino acids. The transcript has 2 exons. Gene Ontology annotation, cellular component: ESCRT-0 complex.